Molecule: messenger RNA, 2785 nt
Organism: Hyla sarda
Lineage: Eukaryota; Metazoa; Chordata; Amphibia; Anura; Hylidae
Gene: IL6R
Product: interleukin 6 receptor
Exons: 10
Coding region: 878-2170 (430 amino acids)
Molecular function (GO): protein binding
Source: RefSeq, a predicted model, not a curated record
CUUGUGGAUACGGAAAGAGGAAUUUGAGCUGCAUAACAGCCCUUACCGCUCUCCACCCCGCACCCUACCCAAGUGACGUGCUGUCGUUGCUAAUCACCACAGCAAGACAUCACAUCACUUUGGGGGCAGUGGGUACUUCAUCGUCCAACUGCUUUCCUUUUCCACACGAGAGAGCGCCCCUCCUUUUUUACUUUCUUUUCACAUAUACAUCCAUGAGCACUUCCCUCUACUGCUAAUACCUCUCCCUAUUCACCCAUGAGCACUUCCCUCUAGCUACUGCUAAUACCUCUCCCUAUACUCCCAUGAGCACUUCCCUCUAGCUACUGCUAAUACCUCUCCCUAUUCACCCAUGAGCACUUCCCUCUAGCUACUUCUAAUACCUCUCCCUAUUCACCCAUGAACACUUCCCUCUAGCUACUGCUAAUACCUCUCCCUAUUCACCCAUGAGCACUUCCCUCUAGCUACUGCUAAUACCUCUCCCUAUACUCCCAUGAGCACUUCCCUCUAGCUACUGCUAAUACCUCUCCCUAUUCACCCAUGAGCACUUCCCUCUCUACUGUAUGUAAUGACAGGAGAGGUUGGGUCCCUGGUGGGCUCCCUCAGUGGCGGUGAGAUGAGCGGCUCCCUUAGUUUGUACUCCACCAUUGCCGUCCCAGCACCCUGCAGCCCAUUGCGUUAUCUCCUGAGACCUUCACUGCUGUGGCUGUAGAUGGUUCCUCAAAUAUUUUCCUGUUGAUCUGAUAUUUAUUCAGAAGAAAAGUGGGCGGACACGAGAGAGCAGAGUGACACAGGGCAGAGACACUACCACAGGAGACAGACAUUACCAGUGGAGACAGUUCAGACACACCGAGGACAGAGACAGCUAGUCCAGAGCACCAUGGGGGGCAUCUGCAGGCGCUGGUGUCUCCUGAUCCUUGUGGUCUCCUGCCGACCCUCCAGCUCCUCUAAUGGUCCGGAAACCCUGUGCCCCAAGCCAGCGGCUCCUGAGGACGCCAUCUUGGUCUCGCUCCACUCUGCUGUAAACCUGACCUGCGUAGGGUGUGAAGGUUCUGUGUCCUGGAGACAUCGUAGCCCCCCGGGAUCCCCGAGACAUCUGGAGGGGACACAGAGCGGUGGCCAUCUUGUUGUGGAUCCUGUGACCUAUGAGGAUGAGGGAGGCUACACGUGUUAUAAGGAUGGGGCCCCUGUGUGUUCUGUGGAGCUGAUGGUGAAAGAUGAACUACAAGACAACGCGCCCCUCCUCUGCUACCACCGGUAUCCCACCCAUAACAUUACCUGUGAGUGGACACCGUCCAAACUACUCCACCCAUCAUCCAACGUCACCCUCGUAGUAUUGCGAAACUUGAGGGACCCCACGUUCUACCCCUGCACCUACAGCGCCCCCCGCCAGACGUUCUCGUGCUCCUCGCUGUAUACUGAAGGGGACGAAAGCAAUCACGCCUUCUACCUGUGUGUGAACGGUCGCACCGACAGCACGCUGGCCGCCAACCUGGACGCUUAUGGGAAAGAUCUGUUGCAUGUCGAGCCCCCGCUGAAUGUCCGGGUGACCCCGGUGCAGAACCAUCCCAGGAGGCUGCGGGUGAGCUGGAGCCGGCCCCGGUUCUGGGAGGAGACGUUCUAUCACCUGAUCUACCAGGUUCUGUACGGAGUGGAGAACUCCCCGCACCCGUCCAACGGAACGACCUCGGCGCAGAGCUUUCUUAUUGAAGAUGCUGUGAUGGGGAGCAAACAUCUCAUCCGAGUGCGAGCAAGGGAGGAAUUUCAGAAGAAUUGGGGUUCCUGGAGUGAGGAGGCCGCGGGGACCCCCUGGUCAGAAGAAGCCACAACUACCUGGGUACCCACAGAAUACGAUCCCCCAACAUCUGAGGAGGAAGAGGACCCCAUUGGUGAGGAGAAGACGUCGGCCCCUGUCGUUUCAUUCCCCCGGAUUUCGUGGCUCGCUCCUUGUGUCAGUCUUGGUCUCGUCCUUUUAAUCUUCUUCGGGAUAUGGAUCCGGUAUCAGGAGAUACAGAUCCUAAAACUACAAUGGGGUUUGGUGCGCUCUCUAUUCCAUUCCUCCUCCAAAGUCAAAUCUCCACAGCCCCAGGCGAGCGCCUCCCUCCUUAUGGCGCCCUGUUCUUCGCCGCCAUCGGUAACGGUCACUGUUCCUCCAUUGUUGGGUAAAGAGUGAAGAAAAAGAGAAAAACUUGACUAUCAGGGAUCCACUAUGGCGGACUGCACGGACCAAUCAGAGAGCACAGAAAUGUUGAUGUGCUGUAACCUGGCACGUGGCGCUGUAGAUGACUUGUGUAUAUAUACGGUUACAAUUUCUCUGAUCCUAUGAGAAUCUUUUGUAAUAUACUCGAAAUAUUGCUCAGGUAACCAAAAGGGGAUAAACAGGAAGUUGGAUGCGCAACCUGCAAAUGAUUCCCCCAGACAGAUGGAACACCAGAGAGGUGGCUGAUGUGGAGAAAAGGAGCCGAUCACUGGGACAUCUGCAGCCUGGAAGAACCUUGUGUUUAGGGCAGUGUGGCCCUUUAAGGCGGUGAAUUCUAUGGGGGACACUUAUAUUGUAGUGGACAGGAGUCACGUGACUCGGCAGCAUCCUCAGGACCCCGUGGGAAUUUUCGGGGAGUUUCCGUGAGGUUAAGGACCUGUUACUUCUGUCGCUAUUUUCGGACUCUUGUUAAUGGUUUCCAGGAAUAAAGAGGAAUCGCGACAAUUGUCACAUGAUAUAUAAUGUCACAGACAGGAUAUACUAGGAGAAGGCGCCCCCCAGAGGUACCUGGUGAGCCCCAAACUGUAA